Dentiscutata heterogama is the source of this 804-nucleotide messenger RNA. NCBI's taxonomy places the organism in Eukaryota, Fungi, Glomeromycota, Glomeromycetes, Diversisporales, Gigasporaceae. The record is from the annotation of a GenBank genome assembly.
AUGCCUCUUGCUUGCUUGUCGUGCCCUUUCUUGCUUUCUUAUUGCGCUUCACUUCUUUCUUAUCAUACUUACUCGUACUUCUUUGCACUUUUAGUGCCGCCUAUAAAAGAAAUUAUGGAAGAUUUAGAUACAAAUUCUUUUGAACCCACAAACCCGAUUGAUUUUGAAACUGUUGAUAGCAUGAGCAUUGAAUUGGUGACUUUUGAUACCGAAUUGUCAGCAGAAAUAGAACCAAAUGAUAGGCAGGACUUUAAUAUUUCAAAGGAUGUUCCUUUUAUGUUGUGGGAUGAGGCUGAAGCACAUAUUAAUGGUUAUGCUAAAGCCAUAGGUUUCUCAUUGCGUCGAAAAAGAGUAGAAGUUAGUGAUAAUGGUGAAGUUAGACGAUGUACCUUUGAGUGUACACAUUCUGGAGAAGUUAGUGAAAAUAAGGUUAUUGAUAUUUCUCAACAACGUAAUCGGAAGUCAAAUAAGAUUUCAUGCCCUUGGCAUAUAAAUCUAUCAAAGCUAAAAUUAUCUGCAGUCGUAGUUAUUAUAAGUAUAGUGGGAGAACAUAACCACCAAUUGCAUCCAAAUGUAUCACUUUAUGCUCCAAAGCAUAGAAGGUUAUCUUCCCAGAUAUUGAAAUCGAUAGAAUUUUAUGUCAAAAAAGGGAAAUUGGGGUCUAAACAAAUCUCAUCGCUCUUAAUAGUGGCAUUUCCUGAUUAUAUGAUCUAUAAAUGUGACCUUUACAAUGCUAUUCAAAAUUUCGAAAGACACCAAGACAACAUAAUAGAGAAGUAUAAACUUUUAUCAAUUAUUUGUUGA